ACAACGCCAGCGAAGGGGCGGGGUUAUGAGCUAGAUGCGGAAGGCCCUUCCGGGCGCGGAGCAACACCUCGGAAGGAGAAAGGCGGGUAAGGAAGGGGGCGCAUGCGCAGAAGACAUGGCAGCCUGCUUAGUGACUGAGGAGCCGUCUUCGCUGGGUCGGUCGUGCUUCUGGUUGUCGGGAUGGACGAGGAUAUUUUGACUACGCUGAAGAUCCUCAUCAUCGGCGAGAGCGGCGUCGGCAAGUCUAGCCUUCUUUUACGGUUUACUGAUGAUACGUUUGAUCCAGAACUUGCAGCAACAAUUGGUGUUGACUUCAAAGUGAAAACAAUAUCUGUUGAUGGAAAUAAAGCUAAGCUAGCAAUCUGGGAUACUGCAGGUCAGGAACGGUUCAGAACACUAACACCCAGCUAUUAUAGAGGAGCACAGGGUGUUAUAUUAGUUUAUGAUGUCACAAGAAGAGACACUUUUGCCAAACUAGACAACUGGCUAACUGAAUUGGAAACAUACUGCACAAGAAAUGAUUUAGUUAAAAUGUUAGUAGGAAAUAAAAUUGAUAAGGAGAACCGGGAAGUUGACAGAAAUGAGGGUCUCAAGUUUGCCCGAAAACAUUCCAUGUUGUUCAUAGAGGCAAGUGCAAAAACCUGUGAUGGUGUACAGUGUGCCUUUGAAGAGCUUGUUGAGAAAAUCAUUCAGACUCCUGGACUGUGGGAAAGUGAGAGCCAAAACAGAGGUGUAAAGCUAUCAAGUAAUGAACAGGGCUAUAGAAGUGGCUGUGGUGGCUACUGUUCUGUCUUAUAAACUCUGGAAGACUUGUUCUUUUGUGUAUUUAAAUGGAUAGUGGUGUCCUCUGUACAUAAAUUUAUAUCUGCUAUUUUAGGGACCUUGCGGUUUGCACAUAUUUGUGUAUCACAGCAGUGAACAUUUUUCUAGGAAAAUGUACUCUGCAGCUUUUCCAGUUGAAAAAUGUUAUGGUAAGCAUGCCUAAUUUGCAACUUAUAGAUUCUUUUUAUAUAUAGCAUAAGUUAACUUGUUGCAGGAACAAAUGCACUCAAAUUUCAUAAUUAUCAUGAAUUACUUGGGGAAAAUAUUUCAAACACAUGUUGGCUUCAUUCUGUCUGACUCUGGUCUUUUUCUCAACUAUGGUACUAUUUGAGGCACACAGAUCUUAAAGAGUGCAAGUGGAUACAUGUAAAAUUUGCUCAAUUUUAUUGGCAAAUGGUUUUUCUUACCAGUUUAACACCAUGACUAUACAAUCCCUUUUUAGCUAUAAGCAACACUUUUUCUAGAUUGUAACUAACUCCCAUUAAAUCUGUGCUCUUGGAAGAGGUGCUUCUAAAAGUACUUUUUUUGGGGGGGGGAGAUUUUAAAAGAUGUCACUUCAGUGAAUAAUAUGACUGUCUAACUGGAGUUUUAACCCUGAGAUAUUUAGAAUGGCACUCUUGCACCAUGGCUUUUAUGAUGCAGUGUGUUAUGGACCUGUGCUAUAGAUUUUUUCCCUUUUGGUUACAAGUUUGAUGGAGUCGUUUUGUGAAUCACUUUGCCAAACUUUGAAUGCUUAUUUCUAAAUGAUAGUAAUAUAAUUUGAUUUCACUUACUCAAACUGUUGCUCAUAUGUGGCUGAAAGGCCUUAGUCGAAAGACUGCUCUACUUGUGACUGUUGGUUCUGAACCUUAAAUAAUGUUAAAAAGUUGUGUCUUCUGGGUGUGUCUGUGUAAGGAAUGUGCUAUUUUGUUGGGAUUUGCUGUAACAAACAGCCAAUGAUUUGCUUGUUUCAGAAUACUUGUAUAGACUAAUAAAAAAUUUUCACAGUAUACACACUUUUCUAACAUCCUCAUGUACAGGUGAAUUUUGUAAGACACAAAUGAAGAUGUCUUGGAUUGUUGAUCCUGUAAUAGACGACACUAAUGACUUCAAUACUGCAAGAGACUGAUCUGUUUAGCAGUAUGGGCUACUGUGCAAUUUCCUGUAAAUAUACAGACUGAAAUACUUUUAUAA
Molecule: messenger RNA, 1995 nt
Organism: Rhineura floridana
Lineage: Eukaryota; Metazoa; Chordata; Lepidosauria; Squamata; Rhineuridae
Gene: RAB18
Product: RAB18, member RAS oncogene family
Exons: 7
Coding region: 181-798 (205 amino acids)
Molecular function (GO): GTP binding; GTPase activity
Source: RefSeq, a predicted model, not a curated record